This is a messenger RNA of Populus nigra (black poplar), 1399 nucleotides long. RefSeq lists its product as uncharacterized. The record is from RefSeq and is a predicted model, not a curated record. Lineage: Eukaryota; Viridiplantae; Streptophyta; Magnoliopsida; Malpighiales; Salicaceae. The coding region runs from base 199 to 1008 and encodes 269 amino acids. The transcript has 3 exons.
CCAACUCAGAAACCAGGUUAAAUUCAAGAAACAAAGGGAAAAAAGAGAUUUAGGUUACUUUUAGAGGUAAAAUAGUUAUUUUCUCCCGGGUAUCUCUCUCCUCAUAGAUCAAGUUUGGAAUCAUUUGGAUUCGUUAAAACCCAAGCCAAACUUCCAACACGAUCAUAACCAGCAAUAGAACUUAACCCAACAAUAACAAUGGAGAAGCUUGAAUGCCCUUCUAAACAAAGGAAAAACAAGGCACAAAUAACCAUAGAUAUUGGAGGAUCGGUUGUGUUGGGUGGAGUAUUCGUUGUUACUAGUUUGAUUGCUGCUGCUUUUGCUGUCAAGAGAAGGAGGAGAAGAGACACCGAUAAGGAGGACUUACCGUGCAAAAAAGAAGCCAAAGGCAGUCGAGGCCUGUGUUUUACGCUUGAAAAUCCGUCCUCCACUUUCCAUCAGAAUCCAUGUUUGACAGAUGGAUCUAUAGGGAUGACUGCAGAAGAAAUCCAGGUUGAUUGUAUUGAACUGGUCUGUACUGAGAGUUUGAUUUUGGAGGAGAAUUCUGCCUGUAUGAUCAAUGACGAAAAUGAUAAUUUCACUGGCGAUGAUCAAGAGUUCCUCCUCACUGAUGAUACAAGACAAGAAAUAAUUAUUACAUCAUUUGAUGUUUGUUGUGGCAUGGAAGAACUUCCCUUGCUAGUACUUGAUAGCGAGUCGAUGAAUGAAGUGGAGGGCAAUAUCAAGAAUGAUUCCGAAGAUAACUCAUCAUGGUUGGAAAGAAUUGAAAUUAAAAGGCUGGAAGAGGAAGUAGAUACCGAAAGGAUUAUGGAAGAAGAAACUAAAUCAGUGAAUCUGGUUGAAGAAGAUGAGGAGGGAUACUCCAGCGAAGAAUAUGUUGUGGGGGAAGAGGCAGUUGGCGCUGAAAAGAUGACUGCUGAUCCGACUGUAGCAAUGCUUUGGGUUGAAGAUGAGGAGGAGGAGGAUAGCAGUGAAGAAUAUGUCAUGGACGAAGGUGAUGAGAGUUGAGAAGAAACAGGAAGCACUUCCGCUGAGACCAAUGCUGAGGUAAUUUGGCCAGCAGAGUCAGUGGAGGUAUUGUCACUGGAACUCAAGAACAUCAUGAUAAACACGCAAAGUUUGGAAUCGAAAGAGAAGAUUGUGGAGGAAGAUGGAAGUACCAAAAAUGAAGAGUUAUUCAAUAGAGGCAUUGCCACCGGAAGUAAAGAGCACCUCAGUAAACCUGCAAAGUUCAUAAUAAUCAAGUGACACGAUGUAUAGCUGACGCGAUGCAUAGCAUGAAUAGAAUCUAGCCUCAAAUUUAAAGUUACAGCCCUAACACUGAUGAUAAAUUAGAGAAAAUCUAUGAUAUUUUAUAAAAUGUCUAUAAUCUUCAAUAAAAACUCUAUUACAGCUCUUA